This is a messenger RNA of Thamnophis sirtalis, 4692 nucleotides long. The record is from RefSeq and is a predicted model, not a curated record. NCBI's taxonomy places the organism in Eukaryota, Metazoa, Chordata, Lepidosauria, Squamata, Natricidae.
GCCAGUAAUGCUUUCCCCCCGAUGGGCACUUGCGCGGCGGCAUCGGGGGUCUCUGGGGGGCUCGGGCCGGUCCCGGUGCCCAUGAACCUCUUCGCCACCUGGGAAAUCGAUCGCUCAGCGCCCAGCUGCGUGCCCAGGCUGUGCAGCCUUCGCCUGAAAAAGCUGACGGUGCUGCGGGAACUAGACAAGGAGCUUAGCUCUGUGCUCAUUGCUGUGAAGAUCCAGGGCUCAAAAAGAGUCUUAAGAUCCAAUGAAUAUGUUUUACCGCCUGGAGGCUUGAUGGAGACUGAUCUGGAGUUAACAUUUUCACUGCAGUAUCCACAUUUCCUGAAAAGAGAUGGUAACAAGCUCCAGAUCAUGCUGCAGCGCAGAAAGCGGUAUAAGAAUAGAACUAUUCUGGGCUACAAGACUUUGGCAGUGGGCAUCAUUAACAUGGCUGAGGUCAUGCAACACCCCACAGAUGGAGGGCAGGUUUUGGGCCUUCACAGCAACAUCAAGGAUGUGAGCAUCCGGGUGGCUGAAAUCAGCAUCUACUCACUUUCUAGUCAACCUAUUGAUCAUGAAGAUGGAAAUGUUCCCUCUGGUCCCAAAAUCAAGGCAUCUGAUCGCUCUCCAGAUAUUGAUAACUAUUCUGAAGAAGAGGAUGACAGCUUUUCCUCUGAGCAGGAAGCCAGUGAUGAUGCAGUACAGGGCCAGGAUUUAUAUGACGAAGAGGACGAAAUGAGGAAGCCAAAGAAAGCCAGGCGGAAAAUGAUCCGAACUACUUCAAUGACCCGACAACCCAACUUCAAGCAGAAAUUUGUUGCCUUGCUGAAGAGGUUUAAAGUGACAGAUGAGGUUUUGGAUUCUGACCCAGUGGAUCAGACCCAAGAAGUGGAGGAAGAUCUGGGCCUGCUCUAUGACAGCCUUGAGGACUGCAACAACAGUGACAGCGGCCCUGAGAUUGAAGAUAAUGAAAGUGUUCAUAGCACACCUAAGCCAACUUUGAGGCGCUUCUUUGAGGGCGUCUCUCACUCUGGUUCCCAGACUGAGAUCAGCAGUCUGCACAGCCAAAAAGGGCAGGAGCGAGAUAUCAUUUUCUUCCUCACUGUCGUUUGUGAUUUCCAGGUUUUGGAUUCUGACCCAGUGGAUCAGACCCAAGAAGUGGAGGAAGAUCUGGGCCUGCUCUAUGACAGCCUUGAGGACUGCAACAACAGUGACAGCGGCCCUGAGAUUGAAGAUAAUGAAAGUGUUCAUAGCACACCUAAGCCAACUUUGAGCAAAGCUGAGAACAAGCAGCUCUGGCGACCUCGCAGUAUGUCAGUCAAGGAUCGGCAAAACUCGAAGGGCCACAGUGACCGAACCGGUAGCCUGGACAGUGAGGGCUCCCCAGAUUCCCGGCAGAACAGCCAGGUGCCCCGGAAAUCGGUGUAUGAUCAGCUCAACCAGAUCCUGGUUUCAGAUGAGCAGUUGCCUGAGAGCAUCAUCCUGGUGAACAUCACAGAGUGGCAAGGCCAGUACCUGUGUGAUCAGCCCCAAGAACACAAGCAACCCAUGGUCUCCACCUGCUCCAUGGCAGAUGUCCAGGCUGCCUUCAACACAAUUGUUUCUCGUAUUCAGAGAUUCUGUAACUGUAACUCCCACAUGCCUCCCCCAGUGAAAGUGGCUGUGGCAGGGGACCAGAGCUACCUGAGCAUCGUCCUGCGCUUUUUUGUGGAGCAGCUAGCCAGCAAGACUCCUGAUUGGCUGAACUACCUCCGUUUUCUCGUGGUGCCCUUGGGCUCUCACCCGCUGGCCAAGUAUCUCGGUUCAGUUGAUAAUAGAUACAGCACUCUGUUUCUGGAUGCUGCCUGGAGAGAGCUCUUUAGCAGAGUUGAAGCCCCUAGUACAGAUACUGUGGACAUCCCUGGCCGAGUUGCUCAGUUCAUUACAGGUGCCAAUGUAUCUCACCAGCUACCCAUUUCAGAGGCCAUGUUGACCUACAAACAGAAGAGGAAAAGAAGCCUCUAUUUUGAUUUUUAUAUCAGCCCGGAUGAGGAUUCCUGCCAGAAAUUUGUGCCGUUUGUUGGGGUGGUGAAAGUGGGACUUGUGGAGCAGUCCUUCAGCACUUCAGUUGAUUCUGAUGAUGCUACCAUCUGCUCCACCUCACUGCUGAGCUCAUCGUCUCCAUCUGGUGGAGGGAUCCCUUAUACCAAGGAAGCUAUAGGAACCCCUCCGCCCUCUCCCUCUGUCAGCAGUGGGCUCUCAGGAACCGGCAAUUUGAGCCCUGGUGUGGAGGUGAUGGGUCUGCAGGUGGACUACUGGACAGCCCAGGGGACAGAGAAGAGAAAAGAGGCUGAAAAGCGGGAAAUAGGCAUCAAGAACACCCUGAAAAGCAACUUCCGCUCCCUGCAGGUCAGCCGCAUCCCUAGUCCAGGAGAGCUCACCCCACCUAACACCAUGGCCAUGACUGUGGUCACCAAGGAAAAAAACAAAAAAGUGAUGUUCCUGAGCAAGAAACCUAAGGAAAAGGAUUUGGAACCCAAAAGCCAAGUGAUCGAAGGGAUCACCCGCCUGAUCUGCACAGCCAAGCAUCAAAACACCAUGUUGCGUGUUUGUAUUGAUGGUGUGGAGUGGAAUGAUGUGAAGUUUUUCCAGCUGGCUGCACAGUGGCCAACGCACGUCAAACAUUUUCCAAUUGGCAUCUUUGGCUACUCAAAGAGUGUGUGAUAUGAAACAAGCCGUAUGGAAGAGUCCGGGCUCUGCCAGAUAGACCAGGAGGAGGAGGAGCAUUCCUUUGCUUCUGAAGACUGACUGCCCAUACAGAGCCGACUCUGUCAAGGGCUCUACUUGCUCCAUUUGUUCCGUGCAGGGAGCAUCCCGAUUUGCUUUAUGUCUCACCCAUGAGUUUUUUAGUUUAACGUGAACUUGGGUUGUAGGAAAGGGAAGGAAGACAGGUGCACACACAAAAACACAAGAGAGAAAUGGCUUUUCAACACAGACUCUUGAGACUAGAAUAUCAGGCCUGUCUUCUCUGUUCAGGUGACAUCAGGAAUGAAAGAGGCUGAGCAGGGUUGACUAGCUUCCCAAGUUGCUUGUGGAAGGUGGGACAGAGUUCCUUUCCAUGCCUUGUCUAGCUGGCUUGGGCAAGAAAUGGGAAGGCAGGUCUUCUUUUAACUUGCUGCUACCUUGUAAAUCUCUAAUGGGGAAAAAUGUGUGUUAAGACCCUUUUCCUAGAAUUGCUUAGCCAGGCUUGCCCAGAAACGUCCUGGACCAGUUGACCUCUGCCCACAAGUGCCAAUUGGCAGUCCUCUGUCUCAGAAUUCACCGAGGGCUACGGCAUCUUGCAGUUUCUUUUUAACAUGAAGCCACUUUUCCCUGUCUCUCCUCUUAUUUGGAGUGGAGCUGGCAUCGCUUGACUUCUCACACAAUCGGAAUGUGUAGAGCAGAGUAUCUAACACAAGACUAAGGGGUUGACAACUGAAGACGAGCAUGAUUUCUGCAUCUGCUCCAGAGGCUGCUUAACAGGAGGUGGUAUACGAGCCAUUUUGUGUUGUUCUUCCCUUGCUCAAACUGUUUUCAAGGAAGCAGCUAGAGGAACUCUUUCCUCCAUUCAUCAGCUGUGAGCACAACAGAAAGAGAUGGCACAAAGCUGCAAGGAGAAAAUGGUCCAGCCUGUGCCAUGAACCAUCAGGCAAGAGUAUUCUUUUUCCAGCCAAGUAAAGGGAAGAAUCGUAGAAUAGAUUCUGAAUGAACACCCUUUCAAUAAAAUAGAGGAGAAAAACCUUUGCUAAGCAGUAUUGGGGAGGGGAAGAGGGAAUGGGGCAGGGAGGCUUAAGUCCUUCUUCAGAGUAAGGAAAUGUAUCUCGAGGGAGGAGAUUAGGCCAUUUUCUCCCCAGAAGUAUUUUAGCUCUGCGUAAAUGUUGCAUAUUUGUUUUCUUUGCCUGUACCACACUGCUGUGCCCUGCUGUAUAGGUAAGGUCAAGUACUAAUAUCUAAAGCUCAUGGAAGUGGUGGGGCAAGCUGGGCCCCUCCCACCUCUAUUCAGACGAAGAAAAAGGUGCUCUCGUGUGAUGGAACCGGCUUAUGAAUCAAACACACUCCAUUUGUAGCCAGUAAGAGUGCUCCCUUCCCCCUUUCCCCAGAUCAGCACUUUGCCUGGACAGGUCUCAGGGUAGUUACUACAUCCACAAGUUGUAUCCAGUUCCACCUUUGCUGUGUUGUUGUAAUAGAUCUGUGGCACUGGUAGACUGAUGAAGCUGGCAAGUAUGAGAUCCACUGGCAAGGUCAGGUGCAAUGAUAUGCAGGGGUGUGGGGGAUAGUCACAGACCUUUAGAAAUGCUAAAGGGGAGAUCGAACAAGCAAGUUUGGAAAAACACAGUGAGUGUCAGAAGGCAGCUACUAGUGCCUCCUUUCCUUCCCUAGCUGGAUUCACAAAUGUCCCCAUCCAUUCUCUUAUCCCUAAAUCAUGCAGGCUCCGAAGGCCAGGACCUCUACCUUCCUGGAGCUUGUGUCACUAGAACUGCCAAACCAACAUCCCCUGCCUUGAAAGUGUGUCCUACCGAACUUAAGAGACCUAAACUGUGGUAUUGCGCCUGCCUGGCGAAUGCAGCUGCUCGUGGUUAGGAGAGCAGGGAUGGUGGGUAAAUCCCAUUUUUUACAAGAUUCUAUUUUUGUUAAUGUAAGGUUGCUUUCUGGAUUAAUUUUAAUAAAUUAAUGCUGGUACCAUUGUGA